ACUAGUUUUUACAGUGUAGUUUUUAACAUGAAAGCAAAAACAUAAUGUAAAAUACCAGGGUAUAUGUCAAUUGAAACAAACUGAGCCGAACUGAGAGUGUUUUUUUGUUUUGUUGUUUUGUGUUGUAUUAUUUUUUAACUACACUUUAGACUUUUACAUCCCUUUUUUUCUUUUGAAAUUGGGCUUUUACAUUUCUAAAAAGUGAACAUUAUAUUCAUUCUGCAGAUAUCCCAUUCAGCUCUAAGCAGUUGUUUAACCAUCCAUAAUGUUUUAAAGUCAAAAUGAGGAAUGUUUUGAUGAGUCGUCACGCAGGUUGUGCAGGAACUGGCUGGAUGGCAUUCUCUUCAUAACUGUCACCCUUCCCAGUCUAACACAGCUUGAGGGCUCCGUGUGCGAAAUGUUUUCUUACUAGAAGAGACGAAGUAAGCAUAAACGCUUCAUGUUGCUUCGUCAAAUCUAAUGGAUGAAUCCAGUGCUUAGGCAGAAGCCGAGGGAUUUUUCUCCGUCCAAUUUUGGCUGACGCUCUUCUUUUUUUCUUUGAUCAGCUGGUCAAUGCAAGGUGGCACUUAUUGGUCACCCUUGGUCAACCAUCAGGCCAGUCCCAGCUGACCAAUGGAGGAAAGAACAGACACCCCAAUAGCUGUAAAGGUGGAGGGGCAUUCUCGCAGUGUCAUUCUGACUUAUUUUCAGGGGGACAUUAACAGCAUGGUGGAUGCUCACUUCACCCGUGCUCUUAGCAAAGCCUGCAAAUCUAAAGAACCAUCUGUAAAGACGAAGAAAAUGUAUAAAACUAAUAAAAAGGAUGACACAAACACCUCUCAGGGUGGGGCAGCAGUUUCUUACCCCCAGUCCCAGGUAACCUCUGCAUCAGGACGUAUGCUGACCCUCACCUCCGCCGACAACAGCUCCUGGCCACCGCUCGGUGCCAGAGCAGGAGAGGCUCCAGGGCUGUCCAGCAUCAUGUGUUCCUUGUCCUCAGAGGGGCUGAGUCUCACUGGGCAGCAAUAUGCCACUUCCCUACUCAACCUGCUGCACAGCGACCGCGUUGAGAUGGGACCCAGCAUGGCCUCCAGCUCCAAGCCUGACACGCAUUCCCGAUGGACGCUUCAGCCGGCGUUCAGAGAGUCUGUGGAUCCUUCUUUAAACUUUGAUCCUGGGCGGCAUGUGGACAAGAAGGACUUGUAUUGGUACUGAAGAGAAAAUGGCCAAGACAGCUUACACGAAAGACUCUUCAUUUACUCAACUUUUUGUAUGAUCUUUUCAGAGUUUUUUCUCAUCAACCAGGCCUCAGAGAAAAGUGUUUCCAUUUUCGGCCUUGUGCUUUCACUUCCUAGUAAAAAUGGCAUUCAUUAGUCAGCAUGCACUGACAACUGAAACAACUUUGAAAGAGACACUUGUUGAAAAGCCAGUUCUUCAACUCCGUCAUUCCUCCGGUGAACUUCAAAGAAGUGCAUCUGUCCGCACGCCAUUUAGAGUGAAGGGUACGAUAAUUUCCAAAAUUCACCUUAGUCUCUGUGAGGACUCGUUAUGUGUUCACUUCACACAAUGGGAGGGAUGGCAAUCAUUUACUCAAUUUGCAGAAAAAAAGGAGCUAUUUUAUGGCAAGAGUAUACGUUAGUAAAUACAUACAUAGGGGAAAGGGGGAAAGAAAAGCUUAAGCAUUUAUACAACUACAAUGUAAAAUGCCUCUAAAGUGUUUGUGAUGUGAUAAACUGCAGACAGCAACUCAUGUAAUGUGACCAAUACUGCCUCCCCAUGGCACGUUUGAAAAAACAACGCCCAUGAUGUAGCUAAUGUUGUUAUUUUUUAUGUAAAGGUAAGCAUGCUGAAGCAGAAGGUUCUGGGUUCAAACAUGCUUUCACUGGGUGUUUAAAUGCUCUUCCUGUGCCUGUGUGGGUAUUGAAUGGGCUCAGCUUUCUUUCAUAGUCCAGAAAUGAUAUGUGAAGGUGAUUGUAAGUAGUCUGUGUGGUGUGGGCUCUGUUAGUUCAAAUAUGGCAAAUACUUAACUGCAUUUAAAAAAAAAUACUCUUCAGUGAAUUAUCAUGUACCAUAUUGCAUUUGGAAGGAUUACCUUGUAUGAUUAACUGUGAAUGGUUAAAAACUGCCAAGUUACAAUACCUUUAAGAUCAAGUAGCUGUUAGUUUUGAGAAAUGAAGGAUAUUCAGUUGCUAAUACUCACAUUCUUUAUCUGAAGUAGCUCAAAUGUGUAAAUCUGUAUGUAUUGAUUGUGGAAAAAAAUGUAUAGCAUAGGUAUUAUCUGGCACAUUAGUUAUUUGUAUCCAAAUGUGUUUAAUGGUAAAUAAAUUAAUUAAAUAUU
This is a messenger RNA of Cololabis saira (Pacific saury), 2317 nucleotides long. RefSeq names its product vestigial like family member 1 (gene vgll1l). The transcript has 4 exons. The record is from RefSeq and is a predicted model, not a curated record. NCBI's taxonomy places the organism in Eukaryota, Metazoa, Chordata, Actinopteri, Beloniformes, Belonidae. The coding region runs from base 613 to 1194 and encodes 193 amino acids. Gene Ontology annotation, cellular component: nucleus. Gene Ontology annotation, biological process: regulation of transcription by RNA polymerase II.